ACUCCCACUCUGCAUUCUUCCUCCCGCUCUCCCCUCUCUUUCCUUUUUCUCUCCUCCAUCAAACUUCCCAUUCCCAUCUCCACCAUCGCAUGAUCCCCCCCCACUCUAAACCUUUUUACAAUCUCACCCUAAAAGUUGAAAUCAAAAUUCAUCAUCAAUUCUGAUCCCCCAUACCCGCCAAGAUGUCCCGCCGGACUCUCCCGAUCCUCAACCAUCUCCUCUCCACCAGGUUCUCCAUCGCCUCCCGAUCCGUCACCUACAUGCCCCGCCCCGGUGAUGGCGCCCCACGCCCCGUCACUCUCAUUCCUGGAGACGGCAUCGGUCCACUUGUCACCGGCGCCGUCGAACAAGUCAUGGAAGCGAUGCACGCCCCCGUUUAUUUCGAGAAGUACGAUGUACAUGGUGAUAUGAAAGCCAUCCCUCCCGAGGUGAUCGAAUCCAUUAAGAAGAAUAAGGUUUGUCUCAAGGGAGGACUCAGAACCCCUGUUGGCGGAGGCGUCAGCUCCCUCAAUAUGUUAUUAAGGAAGGAGCUCGAUCUCUAUGCCUCCCUCGUCCAUUGUUUUAAUCUGCAGGGCCUUCCCACCAGGCACGACAAUGUCGAUAUCGUUGUGAUUCGGGAGAAUACCGAGGGCGAGUACUCUGGUCUGGAGCACGAGGUUGUUCCUGGAGUAGUCGAAAGCCUUAAGGUGAUAACAAAGUUUUGCUCAGAACGAAUUGCAAAAUAUGCCUUUGAGUAUGCCUAUCUCAACAACCGGAAGAAAGUGACUGCGGUGCAUAAAGCCAAUAUUAUGAAACUUGCUGAUGGUCUAUUUUUAGAAUCUUGUCGUGAAGUUGCUAGCAAGUAUCCCAGUAUCCAGUACAAUGAGAUGAUUGUGGAUAACUGCUCGAUGCAACUUGUUUCCAAGCCAGAGCAAUUUGAUGUGAUGGUUACUCCUAAUCUCUAUGGGAAUCUGGUUGCAAAUACAGCUGCUGGUAUUGCUGGGGGUACUGGUGUCAUGCCUGGAGGAAAUGUGGGGGCUGAUCAUGCUAUUUUUGAGCAAGGUGUAGUGGAGCAAAAGAAGGCAAAUCCAGUGGCGUUGCUUCUUUCAUCCGCUAUGAUGCUGAGACACCUGCAGUUUCCUUCAUUUGCUGAUCGACUAGAGAUUGCCGUGAAGCGUGUAAUAUCGGAAGGUAAAUGUCCGACCAAAGAUCUUGGUGGAGGCAGUAGCACACAAGAAGUUGUGGAUGCUGUCAUUGCCUAUUUGGAUUGAAUUCUUUCCAGUGCUUCCUAGUGUAGAACUAGGUGCUCGCCCAAUUUCCUCAGCUAUUUAAUGGUCUUGCUAGCAAAAUUUUACACCUCAUUUUUGUAAUGAUUUUCAUUUGACAUUCGACACUUCAGUUGCUCAGAGAAUUCACACUCAAGUCAAAUAAUGAUUUAGGGAUCUUCUUACUUGGAACACACAAGAAUAAGAAUUCAGAAGAAAAUGAAAAUUCUUCAAUA
Molecule: messenger RNA, 1480 nt
Organism: Sesamum indicum (sesame)
Lineage: Eukaryota; Viridiplantae; Streptophyta; Magnoliopsida; Lamiales; Pedaliaceae
Product: isocitrate dehydrogenase [NAD] regulatory subunit 1, mitochondrial-like
Biological process (GO): isocitrate metabolic process; tricarboxylic acid cycle
Cellular component (GO): mitochondrion
Molecular function (GO): isocitrate dehydrogenase (NAD+) activity
Source: RefSeq, a predicted model, not a curated record